AACCUCAGCUGUAAGGCCACCCGGUGACACCCGUGCUCCCCCCAACACACACACACACGGGUGCCACGGUAGGGUUCCCGUACCGCUCCCGGUGCUACGUUCCUCACCAACAGCGGCCGAGGACGGAAGGAGCGGAACCGCGUCUCCGCAGCGCCCGGCGCCCGGCCUUAGGGAGAGGCAGGGCAGGACGGGGCGGGGGCCGGGGACCCUGCGUCAGUGCCGAGCCGCCGCCGUCCCCUCCCCGCGCGCUCGGCUCUGCCUCCCGCCGGCCUCCUCCGCCUCCCGCCGGCUGCGGCCGCGUACAUAAACGCGGCCCCGCCGCCGCCGGGGCGCUCCGCUUGUAGUCCGACGGAGGCGCCCGGUCUGUAGUGCGGCCGCCCGGCUCCACGCACCGACGGGGCGGGGGCUCCGGCGGGCAGCGGCCCCGCGGCACCUGCCGGCGGCAGCAGGAGGAAGAGGAGGAGGAAGGCGGCGUCUCCCGCCCGUGGCGGGCUCCCUCGGCAUGGCCCUGGCGGACAGCGCCCGCGGACUGCCCAACGGCGGCGGCGUGUCGCCGGCGGCGGGGAGCGGGGCAACGGCGGCAGCGGGCGGCUGGUCGGCCUUUCCCGACAUCGUGGAGCUGAACGUGGGCGGGCAGGUGUACGUGACGCGGCGCUGCACCGUCGUCUCGGUGCGAGACUCGCUGCUCUGGCGCAUGUUCUCGCAGCAGCAGCCCAGCGAACUGCCCCGGGACAGCAAGGGCCGUUUCUUCCUCGACCGCGACGGCUUCCUCUUCCGCUACAUCCUGGACUACCUGCGGGACCUGCAGCUGGUGCUGCCCGAGCACUUCCCCGAACGCAGCCGUCUGCAGCGCGAAGCCGAGUACUUCCAACUGCCCGACCUGGCGCGCCGCCUGGCGCAGGCUCGGGCCGCCACCGCCGCCGCCCGCCCCGCCGCGCUGCACCGCGACGGCUCGCUGUGCGCCGACGAACCGCCGCUGCUCGGCUGCUUGGAGGCAGAGCCCGCGGAAGGAGGCGCCGCGGCGGCGUCCGCGCCGUCGCCCACCGCCAGCCGCAGCCCCUCGGGCGGGCCGCUGCUGACGCCCUCGCAGUCGCUGGACGGGGCGGGCGGGCGGCGCUCCGGCUACAUCACCAUCGGCUACCGCGGCUCCUACACCAUCGGGCGGGAGGCGCAGGCCGACGCCAAGUUCCGGCGGGUGGCGCGCAUCACCGUGUGCGGCAAGACCGCGCUGGCCAAGGAGGUUUUCGGGGAAACGCUGAACGAGAGCCGCGACCCCGAUCGCCCCCCCGAGCGCUACACCGCCCGCUACUACCUCAAGUUCAACUUCCUCGAGCAAGCCUUCGACCGUCUUUCCGAGGCCGGCUUCCGCAUGGCCGCCUGCUCCUCCACCGGCACCUGCGCCUUCGGCCCCGAGCAGGGCGGUCCCGCCGAGGACAAGAUUUGGACCAGCUACACCGAGUACGUCUUCUGCAGAGACUGAGCCCCGCCCGGCGGCGCGGGGCUGCGCGGCCCUCGCACCUGCGGGGCUCCUCCGCCGGCCCCCGCCUCGCCUCACCGCUGCGCACAGCCCCGGAGGGCCCCGGGGGCGGGAGGCG
Messenger RNA from Tympanuchus pallidicinctus (lesser prairie-chicken), 1595 nucleotides. RefSeq names its product potassium channel tetramerization domain containing 12 (gene KCTD12). The coding region runs from base 503 to 1480 and encodes 325 amino acids. Gene Ontology annotation, cellular component: presynaptic membrane; postsynaptic membrane. Lineage: Eukaryota; Metazoa; Chordata; Aves; Galliformes; Phasianidae. The record is from RefSeq and is a predicted model, not a curated record. Gene Ontology annotation, molecular function: protein binding. Gene Ontology annotation, biological process: regulation of G protein-coupled receptor signaling pathway; protein homooligomerization. The transcript has a single exon.